Messenger RNA from Cannabis sativa, 2249 nucleotides. Its product is annotated as berberine bridge enzyme-like 26. NCBI's taxonomy places the organism in Eukaryota, Viridiplantae, Streptophyta, Magnoliopsida, Rosales, Cannabaceae. Gene Ontology annotation, molecular function: oxidoreductase activity; FAD binding. The transcript has 3 exons. The coding region runs from base 371 to 1966 and encodes 531 amino acids. The record is from RefSeq and is a predicted model, not a curated record.
AAAAAAACUAUAUUUCAAUUAAUUAUAAAUUAAAAAUAGACAGGUGUUUUUCAAUUUAACCUAAAUUUAUUUAGUAUGGUCUCAAAAAGUUUACGGAUUAUUGAAUCAGAAAUUGCCAAUGGCAUGAAGAGACCUAAUUAAAGACAACCAUAUUUUUUUUGACUUUUUCGAAAAUUCAAUUAAUAUUUUGUUUCUUUAGCAUAUUACCCGCAUGCAUUUAUUUACAACGGAUAUGAAUUUCUUAAGUAUAUUAGUCAAACGGUGCCUUGUAAAUACUUAGAGAUAUAAUCUUUUCUUUUCUAUAUAUAACACUCUUCAUUUUUCAAAUAUAUCACUGAGAGAAAGACCAGCUAAAAAAAUUAAGUUCAUAAUGGUUCGUUCAUCACAACUGAGCUCUCUUCUUCUUCUUAUUCAAUAUUUAACUUUCACAUGGGCUGCAAGUGCAACUCCAGCUUCAACAACUGAAAGCUUCAUCAAAUGCGUAUCAAAAAAUUCCGAACUUUCCGUACUAGUUACCACAACCCUCUUCACACCAAACAAUUCAUCAUAUACUUCUGUUUUAGGAUCCACAACAACAAAUCUUAGGUUCUUGGAACCAUCAGUUCCAAAACCAGACUUCAUAUUCACACCAUUACACGAUUCCCACGUCCAAGCAUCCAUUACUUGUUUGAAAGAGCUCGGAUUAAAGCUCAGAGUCCGAAGUGGAGGCCACGAUUACGAAGGAGUUUCCUACGCAUCAAGAAACCAAAGUCGUUUUGCUGUUAUAGAUCUCAUCAAUCUUCGACGUAUCGAGGUUAACAUCGAAGAUAACUCGGCUUGGGUUCAGGCCGGUGCCACUAAUAGAGAACUCUAUUACAGAAUCUCUCAAAAAAGCAGAGUACAUGCUUUCCCAGCUGGACUUUGCACGAGUUUAGGCAUUGGUGGCCACAUAACAGGAGGUGGUUACGGCUCUCUGCUAAGAAAAUAUGGCCUAGCAGCUGACAACGUUGUUGAUGCUCUAAUCGUUGAUGUUAAUGGUAAAAUUCUCAACAGAAAAGCCAUGGGAGAAGACUUGUUUUGGGCAAUAAGAGGUGGUGGUGGUGGAAGCUUUGGAAUCAUUCUUUGGUGGAAGAUUAAACUUGUUUCCGUCCCCAAAAAAGUUACCGUUUUUCGAAUUACCAAGACUUUGGAGCAAGGAGCGAAGAAGAUCAUCCAAAAGUGGCAACAAAUUGUGGAUAAACUUCAUGAAGAUCUUAUGAUUAAAGUAACUAUGGUUGUUGUUAAUGGUACUGUAGAAACUUAUUAUGAAGCUCUUUUUCUCGGAGACACAGAUAAACUCCUUCGAAUUAUGAAAAUGAGCUUCCCUGAGUUGGGUUUGACACAAAAUGAUUGUAUCAAAAUGAGUUGGCUUGAAUCUGUGGGUUUCUUCGAAGGAAAACCAAUUGGAACACCAGUUGAAUACCUUCUUCAAUCGAAAUCUUUGUAUAGGACAUAUUUCAAAGCCAAGUCAGACUAUGUAAAAGUUCCUAUACCUGUAGUGGCUCUCGAGGGGAUAUGGAAAAGGAUGUUCGAUAAAGAGCUUGAGGGAAAAAUAAUUAUUUGGACUCCUUAUGGUGGAAAGAUGAGCUUGAUUCCUGAAUCUUAUUCUCCUUUCCCUCAUAGAAAAGGGACCCUAUGCCCGAUUCAGUACUUGAGCCUAUGGAGAAGUAGUGAGGACCAAAAUCCAGAGAGGCACAUUAAUUGGGUAAGGGAGUUGUAUGAGUAUAUGACUCCUUAUGUUUCUAUGUCCCCACGAGAAGCUUAUGUGAACUAUAGAGAUCUUGAUAUUGGGAUGAACGAGAUGGGUGGUGCUACAAGCUUCGAACAAGCUAGUGUUUGGGGUCAAAAGUAUUUCAAGGGUAAUUUCAAGAGAUUAGUUAGUGUUAAAAGUAAAAUUGAUCCUGAUUACUUCUUUUCUCAUGAACAGAGUAUUCCACCGGCCUCUUAAAUCACCAAAUAUGGUGAUGUUUUCACAGUUAGAGGUGACUGCAUCAGUGUGUCUUGUAGUCCGAUUCCACCUGGUGAAGUUGGAACUAAUUUAGUGCAUGGACAAGAGAUUUGGCUUCCAUGAUAUAUUCUAUAUAUAGAUAAAAAUCUUACCAUAAAAAUAAGACAGAGUCAAUUAAUGUAUUUAUGUUAUUUCUCCUGAGUAAUAUAGCGUGGAAAGUCAAGUGUCAUAAGGCAUAAAUAUCCUUUAAGUUUAUCAAAUUUUAUAGUCUAGUCUUUUUAUG